Messenger RNA from Charadrius vociferus (killdeer), 1608 nucleotides. RefSeq names its product hormonally up-regulated neu tumor-associated kinase-like. NCBI's taxonomy places the organism in Eukaryota, Metazoa, Chordata, Aves, Charadriiformes, Charadriidae. Gene Ontology annotation, cellular component: cytoplasm. Gene Ontology annotation, biological process: intracellular signal transduction; protein phosphorylation. The record is from RefSeq and is a predicted model, not a curated record. The coding region runs from base 1 to 1608 and encodes 535 amino acids. Gene Ontology annotation, molecular function: protein serine/threonine kinase activity; ATP binding. The transcript has 9 exons.
AUGCCCGCAGCAAUGAAAGCAGGCUUGGAUGACAAAAUGACAGAUACUGGCAACUUGGACGGGAUAUUACCAGAAUGGGAGAAAAACUUAAAGGAUAUAAAAAUACCUGCUUGUUUUAACAAGAUGCCCCAAGAGACUGAGAAGACCUUCCCUCACUCCAAACAAGUUGGGAAUUACCUAGUAGGCAAAAUGAUCAACAAGGGCUCCUUUGCCAAGGUGAUGGAGGGGCUGCACAUCCCCACGGGGGAGAAGGUAGCCAUAAAAGUCAUUGACAAGAGAAAAGCCAAACAGGAUUCCUACAUUUUAAAAAAUAUGAAACGCGAGCCACGGAUACACCAGAUGAUUAAGCACCCCAAUGUUGUUCGGCUAUAUGAGACCUUGGAGACUGACAACUCCUAUUACAUGGUGAUGGAGCUGUGCCUCGGCGGGGACCUCCUGGACAGAAUUUGUGACAAAAAGAGGCUCACGGAAAGGGAAGUAAGGAGAUACACCAGGCAAAUUCUGUCUGCAGUAGAGCACCUGCAUUGCCAGGGGAUUGUUCACAGGGACCUAAAAAUCGAAAAUUUUCUUCUCGAUGAGAACAACAAUAUCAAAAUCGUUGAUUUCGGGCUGAGCAAUACUGCAAAAUUUGAGGGGCUCUCUCAGGAGCUGUUACAUACCCAGUGUGGGAGUCCCGCGUAUGCUGCCCCAGAACUCCUUGCUCAUAGGAAAUAUGGUCCAAAGGUGGACGUCUGGUCCAUAGGUGUAAGCACGUUUGCUAUGCUAACCGGCACGUUACCUUUCACGGUGGAACCUUUUAAUAUCAAGCAACUACAUCAAAAGAUGUUAAUUGGAGAAAUCAGCCCCAUUCCGUCAGACAUCUCCCCUGGAGCUGUACACUUCAUGCAGUCCUUACUCGAGCCUGACCCUGCUAAGAGGCCUGGAGUCAAAGAGGCAAUAAAAGACAAAUGGUUGAAUGAAGGCUUCACCAGGAAAAUACUGAAUGCUGCUACCUAUGAGAACAGACUUUGCCCCAGUGAAUUGAAUCCUGUUGUUUUAAACUACAUGACAGAAAUGAUGGAGUUCAGUCUUUCAGAAGUUAUCAACAUUUUAAUAAAUAACAGACCCUCUCCUGCCAUGGCUUCUUAUUGCUUAUUGCUGAAGAAACUUCUCAGGUACCAGAAAGACCGCAAAAGAGUCCAGAGGGAAAAUGAAGUAGAAAAACACAAUAUUAAUCGUGAUGAACAUUUGAACAAGGAGUUGGAAGUUCAGAUUUCCCAGAAAGCUGAAAUGGACACUUUGGAAAAUCUCAGGAACUACGGCAAUAGGGCAUUUCCUUCUGUAUUAACCCUGGCAGUGCCAGAUGCUAUUCAAGAAGAUGAGAUUGCAAUUACAUUAGAAAACCAAGAAAACUUGCCAGAAGGUUUGGAAACUCCUUUCAGCGUACUAAACAUUCACCAAGGCUUCCCGUCAGCGCUGGAGUUUGUCCUUUUGCCGCUGGCUGAAUUUCCAUCUCGUUUGACCUCCAGCAGACGGCCGAAAGCCCCUCUCCGACCCGGCGGCAACUGCGCCGUUGGUGAAGGACACCGCUGGGGAGGACGGGCCAGCGGGGACUCCGCCUGGGGCUGA